GUAAAUCCUUUUCAGAUGAUGCGAUUUAGUGGUAACGAUGAAUACAAACAAUCGGAGCUUACCAAUAAAGCAGGAGUAGGUGAUGAAGAGUGCGAGAACGGUGAUAAUCCCAUAUUCCGACAAUAUUCGCCUCGACCGUCAACACCUAAAAAAUCUUCACCACCAACACCCACAAGAACACGACGUCAUUCCUUAAAAUCAGAAGAGAAGUAUAAUCUGUCUUCGCCGCCAAAAGGCUACACUCCAAACAAAAUUGUUACCCCUGCAGAUGCUGCCGCUGUGCUGGCUGCCUCACUGACAUCACACAAAGACAAUUAUAUAAACUAUGAUAGUAAAAAAUUAUAUUAUUCUCAUCCAUACAAAUAUAACGAAGAAAAGCCAUCAAAAAGACAGUUAAGGCGUAGUAAUAGCUUUAAUCACUCUACUAACCAAGUUAUUGAUGUUGCAGAAGUGUUAGCUACGACAGUUUCUUUUGUACGAGACAAUAAUAGAAAAUUAGAUCGGCUUUCAGACGAGGUUAGAAGUGAACAAAGCAGUGAAAACGACAUGGACUCGGAUGACAGUGAUUCAUGGCCAUCUAGCAGGAGGGAGAUUGAAAAUGAAAUCAAACAGUUGUCUACUAAAUUGGAGUCGAUGAAACUAAAAUAUGAGGAGCAAAUCCGCGGAAAAAACAGGUUAAUAGAGGAGCUUGAAUAUGCCUUGAAGAAAAGUGAGAAAGACGGUAGAAAGAAACGUAGUGAAAUUGAACGCUUGGAAACCCAGAUAGAAGCUCAAAAAAGAGCAAUAGACGAACUGGUUGAACAGCAAAAUUUGAUCGCUAGAAGUCAAUCUCCUGAUCCUGAACAAGCUGAAGCUAUUCGACUUCUUGCUCAAGAACUAGAUGAAAAAAAUAAAGUUAUCGAUGAACUUGAAAAAAAGAUUCAAGUAGCUUCCGCCAAUCAUGCAAAUAAU
Molecule: messenger RNA, 951 nt
Organism: Racocetra persica
Lineage: Eukaryota; Fungi; Glomeromycota; Glomeromycetes; Diversisporales; Gigasporaceae
Source: the annotation of a GenBank genome assembly